This is a messenger RNA of Chara braunii, 960 nucleotides long. The record is from the annotation of a GenBank genome assembly. NCBI's taxonomy places the organism in Eukaryota, Viridiplantae, Streptophyta, Charophyceae, Charales, Characeae.
UGAGAAGAAAGCUGAAGAAGAAAAGUUGAAACGUGAGAAGGCAGAAGAAGAAGUUAGGUUGAAAGCGAAGAAAGAGAGAGAAGAGUUCCAUGCCCUUCUUAGUACUGAGAUGAAUACUAAGUUGGAUCAGAUGUACGAGGCUGUGCGUGGAAAAAGUGUGCCUUAGCAGGAGAAGGAGAUUGUGGAACUCGAACAGCAGAUGGAAAGACUUCAACGCUCCCAGUCUCAGAGGAACACUGUUGGUACGUCUACACCUGGGCCGGUCAAUUGGAACGGUGCCAGCACUUCGGGUAAUCAAGUUGCGCAAGACAAAGUUGUUGCCCGACUAAUUCAAGCGCUGGAGGAGUUGAAGGCUAAACUUGAGAAACGAGUGGAAACAAUGGAAGGAGAAAUUCGAUCUUUGAGACUCAUGAAGGAUGAAGCUGCUGCUGAAGUCGAGAUUUGGAAGAAGAAAGCCCUCCGAACGGGUAACAAGCGGAGCCGAAUCGCUCUUUCCCCCGGGGCACAGUUGAAAGUUGACUCCCAAUCAACCCCUGUGAAAUCGCCUGGCAAAGCACGACUGCUGAGUGAUCACGCCGCUCACGCGUGGAUCGUGGAGCUGCACAAUUUGGAAGUUAAUGCCCUGAAGGAGUUACGACUGCAAGAACUUAAUCGUCGAAGAGCGGCUGAACAAUGCCUCGCCGAGAUGGAAGAACGAAUGGAGUCUAAUGGAGAAGCUGAAGAUGGCAACGCCACGUUCCAAUCUCAGGGAAUGCCAGUCGAACAUUGACUUUGAAAUCUAAGAAGAAGGUGGCAGCUGAACUAGUGGUGAAGAAUGCCAAUAAUAGGGAAACCUUUAUCAAAGAGAACGGUUGAGACUUGAAGCAGCUGAAGAUGGAGGCCGUACGAAAGAUUUGUAGUGAUGAAGGAGUGGAAUGCACCACACUGGCUCAGACAGUCAAAUCAAUCAUUGUGAAGCGU